UUAGAUUAUUCUUUGUCAUCAAAGCCUCCCAAUUAUUAUCACCCACUUCAUCCAUUUCACACAAUCAAACAUUUGAGAGAGAGAAAGUGAGAAGAAAAGCAGGAAGAAUGAAGAGGAUACCUCGCAUCAAAUUUCCUGAUAGACACCCUAAACCUUCUUCUUCAACUUCUGGUGUGGAGUCCCAACCAAAGCCACCUUCAGGAAACACGAACACCCGCAAGCUUUCCACAUCAAAGUCUGACGUUCCUGCACCACCUAACUCCGCAGGAGGGGGUGGUAAAGCUUCACUUCAGCCUAAGCGCACACCGGUCUCAGACAAGGAGAUGGAAGCUAUCCUGUUGGGUGGCUGUGUUUAGUUUCAUUUCGGAAAGUUGUCAAUACUCAAAACAAAGACCCUGCUGCAUUUUCAACCUUUUCUUGCUUAUCCUUCCAAUGCAAAUGUGACCAUGAGCUGAAGACUGCAUUUCCAACUUCAUUGGUGUGAGACACAUUUGGACUUGGCAAAUUCAGAAUGUUGUUUUCGCAACCGUCUGUAUAAUCUUCAGAUGUACUGAAAUAUGUUUUCUGUCUAUAUAAUAAACUUAUAUCUUAUGAAGUUAUCACAAUGAUCUUUGCAUAA
Chenopodium quinoa (quinoa) is the source of this 619-nucleotide messenger RNA. RefSeq lists its product as uncharacterized. The transcript is spliced from 3 exons. Lineage: Eukaryota; Viridiplantae; Streptophyta; Magnoliopsida; Caryophyllales; Amaranthaceae. The coding region runs from base 108 to 356 and encodes 82 amino acids. The record is from RefSeq and is a predicted model, not a curated record.